Prosopis cineraria is the source of this 2750-nucleotide messenger RNA. Its product is annotated as transcription factor GLABRA 3. The transcript is spliced from 8 exons. The record is from RefSeq and is a predicted model, not a curated record. NCBI's taxonomy places the organism in Eukaryota, Viridiplantae, Streptophyta, Magnoliopsida, Fabales, Fabaceae. The coding region runs from base 433 to 2310 and encodes 625 amino acids. Gene Ontology annotation, molecular function: protein dimerization activity.
CUUUUAUACCUUUUGAAGUAAUCAACGUCACGUUUUUUGUUUCAAAAGGAAAAUUAUUAGGACAUAAAAGUCUUCUAAUCAGUGGUGUCCACCGACUGAGAUGGUUUAAUUGAUAAUUAAACCGGCCAAUCUCGAUAACCAUACAAUCGGAUAACAGUUUUGGACUAUGCCAUUCUUGGACUCUGUAAACCCAGCUAGACGCGUGCUUUUGUUGCUACUUGGGGGAAAAAAAUACUCUUAUCAUCACAGAAACGAGAAUCUGGUUGUGUUCUAGGCGAGUAAAAGGAUCAAAGUUUUAGAGUCAGACAAGCGGUUUUUUUCUGGUUUUUAUCCUCUUCAUCUGGUCAAGUCGGCCAGAGCGCAUGUUGGGCUUAAAUAUGAAAUUUCGAUCUUCAUGAUAAGUUGUGGCUGCUGGAUUGGAAAAACCAGGAAAUGGUCCCGGAGAACCUGAAGAAACAACUCGCCUUGGCUGUGAGAAGCAUUCAGUGGAGCUACGCAAUCUACUGGUCUGGUUCACCAAACAACCCCGGCUUGUUCGAGUGGGGUGAAGGGUACUACAAUGGGGACAUAAAGACGAGGAAAACAAGCCAAGCAGGAGAACUUAAUUCUGAUCAAAUAGGUUCACGGAGGAGUGAGCAGCUCAGAGAUCUAUAUGAGUCCCUUGCAACUGCAGAAUCCAGUCCACAAGCUAAAAGGUCUUCAGCUGCGCUAUCCCCUGAGGAUCUCACUGAUACGGAAUGGUAUUACUUGGUGUGCAUGUCGUUCGUAUUCAACAUGGGCCAAGGGUUGCCUGGAAGAACUCUGGCGAAAGGCCUACCCAUUUGGCUGUACAAUGCCCAUUUGGCUGAUAGCAGAAUUUUUAGUCGCUCCCUUCUGGCAAAGAGUGCAUCCAUUCAGACAGUGGUGUGCUUUCCUUUUCUGGAUGGUGUUCUUGAGCUAGGCACAACCGAUCUGGUCUCAGAGGACCUCAGUCUCAUUCAACGCAUGAGAACUUCUUACUUGGAUAUUUUAGAUGCCAAAGUUCGCAAGAACUCUGGAGUUGCAUUCAACACUGGAGACGGUGAAGAAAUUGUUGGUGCAGCAUUUGAUCAUAAUGCUUUUGACGUUAAAUUGACUCCUGAAUCAGAAUAUGACGUACCCAAUGCAACUUCUCCCAAUAAUAGUUCAAAUGGGUUUCAAGUCAAUAAGCAAGCGGAUGAGAGAUUCAUGGUUGAAAGGAUAAAUGGUGUUGCUUCCCAUGUCCAAAGCUGGCAAGUGAUGGAGGAUGAGUUGAGUAAUUGUGCCCAUACUUCCAUGAAUACUAGUGACUGUAUAUCUCAAACUUUUGCUAGUUCUGAAAAGAAUGCUUCUGUUCCCAAAGGCGAUCGAUGUGGGCAAGAUCUUCAAGAGUGCAAAAACAAAAAAAAGACCGAAGUGGAUGUUCAUAGUGAUGAUUGGCAUUACCAAAAUGUUCUUUCUUCUCUUCUUAAAAGCUCAGACCAAUUAAUUAUGGGAUCACAUUUUCAAAACUCUCAUUGUGAAUCCAACUUUGUCAGUUGGAGGAAAGAAGGAUCAAUGGUUGUUCAACGGCCAAGAGGGGGAACCCACCAAAGAAUUUUGAAGAAGAUAUUGUUUGAAGUUCCUCGUAUGCACACAGAUUGGUUGCUUGAGUCUCAAGAAGAAAAUGACUAUAAAGAGGGAAUGAGACCUGAAGCUGAUGAAAUUGGCUUGAGCCAUGUACUGUCUGAAAGAAAGAGAAGGGCAAAACUGAAUGAAAGGUUUUUAACCCUUAAAUCAAUGGUUCCUUUGAUUACUAGGGAUGACAAAGUUUCGAUACUAGAUGAGGCAAUUGAACACCUUAAAAAGCUGGAGAAAAAGGUGAGAGAGUUGGAAGCUCUCAAGGAGUCCAAAGAUUCAGAGACUAGAACUAAAAGAGCACCUCAAGAUGUGGUGGAAAGGACUUGCGAUAAUUACUGUAACAACAGAGCUGAUAAUGGCAAGAAGCCAGCGAUGAACAAAAGGAAGGCUUGUGACGUUGAUGAGACAGUGACAGAGAUGGAUUCAGUUCGUCUAAAAGAUAUUUCUAAUAAUGUUACUAUCUGCAUGAACGACAAUGAGGUUUUGAUUGAAAUGAAGUGUCCUUGGAGGGAAGGAGUUCUGCUAGAGAUAAUGGAAGCCGUAAGCAAUCUUCAUUUAGAUUUUCAUUCGGUUCAUUCAUCAGAAGCCGAUGGGACUCUUUAUUUAACCAUGAAAUCCAAGAUCAGAGGAGCAGCUCUUUCCUCAACAAAAAAGAUCAAACAAGCACUCCUUAAGGCAGCUUGGAAGUGUUGAAUCUUUUAUAUUGGUCUUCUACACUCUGUAAAUUUUAGACUGUUGGAGUCAUGAGUUGAUCUAGAUUUUGCAGGAAAUUUUCUAAGAGGGAAGCUUAGUUGUCAUGGCAAUACCCUGAUGAUGAAAUAUGGAGUUUUUCCCAAGAAAUCAGAGAUGGGAAGUGGAGCUUAGUUCACUAUAUUUUAUGUAAUAUUAACUCCUAUAGCCUAACUCAGCUUUGAUCAAUGACUUCGUGCUUGUAGGUAAUCCUACAUUGUUAAUUAUGCGUAGAUUAUUGAGUCUGCAAGUCCCCAAGGAAGGGGAAGAAUUGAAGGUGAAUGCUUAUUGCAUGCAUGUGAGAAAUUUACCAUGGCACCGUUAAGAUGAUUUUCCUGGAGAUUGUAAUGAAGUAAACUGCAAUAUUUUUUUCCCUGAUCAAAUCUAUAAUUCUUUAAUUCUCA